Dipodomys spectabilis (banner-tailed kangaroo rat) is the source of this 1599-nucleotide messenger RNA. It is a transcript of the gene Ptges2, whose product is annotated as prostaglandin E synthase 2. The transcript has 7 exons. NCBI's taxonomy places the organism in Eukaryota, Metazoa, Chordata, Mammalia, Rodentia, Heteromyidae. Gene Ontology annotation, molecular function: prostaglandin-E synthase activity. Bases 7 to 1131 code for a protein of 374 amino acids. Gene Ontology annotation, cellular component: mitochondrion. The record is from RefSeq and is a predicted model, not a curated record.
GCGAACAUGGCCCUGGCGGCGCGGGCGCUGGGGUCCCGCCGGUGCGCCCUGGCCGACCGGCUGGGUGGGCGCCUCUGGCCACCGCUCCUCGCACAGAGCCAGGCUAGCUUCGUGGAGUCGGCGGGAGGUCGGGGCCCGACGGCGGCCACCCGCAAGGGGAGCCCGCGGCUGCUGGGGGCGGCGGCGCUGGCCCUGGGCGGCGCGCUCGGGCUGUACCACACGGCGCGGUGGCACCUGCGCGCCCAGCCCCUGCGCGCCCAACGCUCCGCCGUGCAGAUGUCCCUCUCCAGUCGCCUGCAGCUGACCCUGUACCAGUACAAGACAUGUCCCUUCUGCAGCAAAGUCCGUGCCUUCCUCGACUUCCAUGCUCUGCCCUAUGAGAUAGUGGAGGUGAACCCUGUGCUCAGGACCGAGAUCAAGUUCUCCUCCUAUAGGAAAGUGCCCAUCCUGAUGGUCCAGGAAGGGGACAGCUUGAAACAACUGAACGACUCCUCUGUCAUCAUCAGUGCCCUCAAGACCUACCUGGUGUCGGGGCAGCCUCUGGAGGAGGUCAUCACCUACUACCCUCCUAUGAAGUCCAUGAAUGACCAAGGCAAGGAGGUGACAGAGUUCUGCAACAAGUACUGGCUCAUGCUAGACGAGAAGGAAGCCCGGCAGAUGUAUGCGGGGAAGGAGGCCCGGACGGAGGAGAUGAAGUGGCGGCAGUGGGCAGAUGACUGGCUGGUGCACCUCAUCUCCCCCAACGUGUACCGCACGCCUGCCGAGGCCCUGGCGUCCUUCGAUUACAUUGUCCGUGAGGGCAAAUUUGGGGCCGUGGAGGGUGCCAUGGCCAAGUAUGUGGGUGCCGCCGCCAUGUACCUCAUCAGCAAGCGCCUCAAGAGCAGGCACCACCUCCAGGACGACGUGCGGGAGGAUCUCUACGAGGCUGCCAACAAGUGGGUGGCAGCAGUAGGCAAGGACCGGCCCUUCAUGGGGGGCCAGAAGCCGAACCUCGCUGAUCUGGCGGUCUACGGCGUACUGCGGGUCAUGGAGGGUCUGGAGGCCUUUGAUGACCUGAUGCAGCACUCACGCAUCCAGCCCUGGUACCUACGGGUGGAGGAAGCCAUCGCCCAGGUCCCCCCUGCUCACUGAGUGCCCUACUGCGCAGAAGGAAGGAGGCGGGAGAGGCCAGCCCUGCACUGCUGUGUGUAUAUGGGGGCCCAGAGACAUUUACCUCUUUUCCACCCUGCCCCUAAUUAUCUACUACUGACACUGGAUACCUCAGGGUGCUGGGAAUAAGGCCCAGGUUCAAUUUCUGCCCACAACCAUGCUGAGGGUAAUGAGUGGGGUGCGGAGGGGCAGUCACAGAGGGUUGGCCUCCCCUCCCCACAGAACCCCAGGGAAUCAGCCCCUCUAUCCUGGGCCUAGGCUAGGGCUCCCCUAUAGUGGAUCGCACUGGGUCCUGCCUGGCCAAGGUGGUGGGACAGUGUGCAUUAGGGAGACCCCUCCCAGACUUCCCUAGCUUUUGGAACGUUCUUCCCAGAUCUCCCCUGGGACUCUCGUUGUAUUUGCAAUAAAGGAAAUGUUCUGUUGCUCCCUCCUAGGGGGUGCUGUCUUGGA